AUGAGAAAUUUGAGUGGAGGACACAUAGAGGAGUUUGUCUUGGUGGGUUUCCCUACCUCUCCACCCCUCCAGUUGUUCCUCUUUGUCUUUUUUUUUGCAAUUUACCUGUUGACAUUGUUGGAGAAUGCACUCAUCGUUUCCACUAUCUGGCUCACUCCAAGCCUUCAUCGCCCCAUGUUCUUUUUUCUUGGCCAUCUCUCCUUCCUGGAGCUGUGGUACAUCAAUGUCACCAUUCCCCGGCUCUUGGGAGCCUUUAUUACCCAGGAUAGUAGAGUCUCCUACGUAGGCUGCAUGACCCAACUCUACUUCUUCAUUGCCUUAGCCUGUACAGAAUGUGUCCUAUUGGCAGUUAUGGCCUAUGACCGCUACCUGGCCAUCUGUGAGCCCCUCCGUUACCCUAGUCUCAUGCCUUCCAGUCUGGCCACUCACCUUGCUGCUGCAUCAUGGGGAAGUGGCUUCUUCAGCGCCAUGAUGAAGCUUCUUUUCAUUUCCCGUCUGUCUUACUGUGGACCCAACAUUAUAAACCACUUUUUCUGUGAUAUCUCACCACUACUCAACCUCACCUGCUCUGACAAGGAGCAAGCAGAGCUAGUGGACUUCCUCCUGGCCCUGCUGAUGAUUCUACUCCCUCUAUUGGCUGUGGUUUCAUCAUAUGCUGCCAUCAUUGCAGCCAUCCUAAGGAUCCCUACUGCCCAGGGACGCCGCAAAGCCUUCUCCACUUGUACCUCUCACCUGGCAGUGGUUGUCAUCUACUACUCAUCCACUCUCUUCACCUAUGCACGGCCCCGGGCCAUGUACACCUUCAACCACAACAAGAUCAUCUCUGUGCUCUACACUAUCAUUGUACCAUUCCUUAACCCAGCUAUCUACUGCCUGAGAAACAAGGAGGUAAAGGAUGCUUUCAGGAAGACAGUAUUGGGCAGAUGCCACUCUCUUGGUGAUAUUCCUGACUGAU
Messenger RNA from Galeopterus variegatus (Sunda flying lemur), 955 nucleotides. RefSeq names its product olfactory receptor 6P1. The coding region runs from base 1 to 954 and encodes 317 amino acids. Gene Ontology annotation, molecular function: G protein-coupled receptor activity; olfactory receptor activity. The record is from RefSeq and is a predicted model, not a curated record. Gene Ontology annotation, cellular component: membrane. The transcript has a single exon. NCBI's taxonomy places the organism in Eukaryota, Metazoa, Chordata, Mammalia, Dermoptera, Cynocephalidae. Gene Ontology annotation, biological process: G protein-coupled receptor signaling pathway.